ACAUCUCUUUCUUUGUUUACAACUGCGCGUUUAGGUUGCUUGUCAAAUUUCAGAUAAUAAAACCCAAAAAAAGUUUUCAGAAAACCUGAAUUUUUCGCAUUUUGUGUUACGGAAUUCGAGUAUUUUGCUAGUGAAAUCGGUCCGCCAUCAAGAAUAUCGCUUUAAAAGUUGUGUACAGUUUAGGGGCAGUACGCGAAACUAUGUAGUUCGAUUUUUCGUUGUUGAAAAGUUGUGAAAAGCAUAAACUUUGUUGGUAAACGUUUUGGUUCAAAUAAGCCAGCUAGGUAGGAUGGAAGAUCAGAUAAGCCAAGAUUCCAGUGAUGUCGAGAUGAAUAACUCCAAAGGGGUCCUGCUGAAAAUUGCAAACCUCUACGCGGAGCAGUUGAUGUCCGACGUUUGCCUGGUGGUGGGAGCGAAUCGCUACCCUGCCCAUCGAGUGAUUCUGUGUGCCAGCAGUGAUGUGUUCCAGGUGAUGCUCAUGAAUCCGGAGUGGAACGAGUGCCGCGAGAGUGUGAUCGAGCUCAAGGAGGACCCCAUGUGUUCGAUGGUGUUUCCCCAGUUCCUCAAGUACCUGUACGUGGGCCAGAUCAAGGUUUCAAUUCAGACGGUGAUGCCAAUGCUGGAGCUAGCUGACAAGUACAACAUCAAGGAUCUGGUGGAGCUUUGCGUGGACUACAUGAUGAAGCACAUCGCCAAGGCGGCCACCCAGGGCUACAUGGUUUCGUGGUUUCAGUACACAAUUUCACUUGGGAGCAGCCAUGUGGAGCUGACGCAAGCGCUGAAGAAGUUCCUAAAAUGGAAUCUAGAUAUCGUGUCGGAGUCGAACGACUUCAACGAACUUUGCGGGAUGAUUCUGGUGACGCUGCUGCAGCAGAACGAUCUGGUGGUUCAAAGCGAGUACACACUGUUUGGUUAUCUCGAAAAGUGGCUUCUGUAUAAAAAAGAACAACUGGACAAGGAUUCGGACAUGUCGGAGGAGGAGCGCCUGUUUGAACUAGUCAGCACGAUCGAGGCCGUGUUUGUGCACGUCCGCUUUGCCAUGAUGUCCCCCGCCGAGCUGGCCAACGUUCUGAAGUGUUCGAUUGUUCCCUUCCACAAGGAGUUCUUCGUUGAUCGCGUAGCGAUCGGGUUGUGCUUUCACGCGGGGAGGGACGACCGGAUUCGGGUGAUUCGGUCGCAGGACACCGGCACCAUGCAGUUUACGCCCCGGUUUUACACGAACGACCGGUGCAGUCUUAGUAUGCAGAUUGACGAGUUUGAGAAGAUCGAAAACUACCAAAAUUUUGUGUGGUGCUUCUUUUCGCAGAAGCAUUUGUCCGAGCAUUUUGAAGACCAAAGUGUUGCAUGGGAAAUUGAGCUCUUCCCGCGAGGAGUGAAGUACAAUCGGGCGAUGCUGAUAGGAGUGUUUAACAUGCCGGUUAAUACGGAGAUUCCGGAGUCGAUUAUUCGGACCGUUCGGUUGAAGGUUCUGUGCCAGGAACGUUUGCAAGAGGAUCAACGAUUUCGGAUCGGUGUCCUGAUCAGCGGUGUCCAGAACCGCAUCAACCACAUUCGGACGUGCCAUGUGCCGGCGUACUUCAACAACGACUUCCGGGCUAACAUCGACAACCUGAUACCGUACGACGAGCUGCAGCUGAGGGUCAACCUCAGCCCGCACUUAACCGGCGAGAAGCGGGAUACCAUCCGGUUACAGGUCAUCAUUGCGCCGCUCGGUGAGUACGCCUGCACAGAUAUGCCAACGUUCGAGUUCAAAGACUAACGAUAAGAAGCGCGCGCGCGGUUGAGCGAGAAGA
Messenger RNA from Armigeres subalbatus, 1793 nucleotides. It is a transcript of the gene Tango10, whose product is annotated as BTB/POZ domain-containing protein 17. The record is from RefSeq and is a predicted model, not a curated record. Gene Ontology annotation, molecular function: protein binding. NCBI's taxonomy places the organism in Eukaryota, Metazoa, Arthropoda, Insecta, Diptera, Culicidae.